This is a messenger RNA of Maudiozyma barnettii, 1089 nucleotides long. It is a transcript of the gene KRE28, whose product is annotated as Kre28p. Lineage: Eukaryota; Fungi; Ascomycota; Saccharomycetes; Saccharomycetales; Saccharomycetaceae. Bases 1 to 1089 code for a protein of 362 amino acids. The record is from RefSeq and is a predicted model, not a curated record. Gene Ontology annotation, cellular component: chromosome, centromeric region. The transcript has a single exon.
AUGAAUUAUAUCAAUACUGCUAAUUAUAAAAAAGAACUUGACUCACUUUCUAAAGUGAAUAAUACCAUAUCGGAUGAAAACCUGAUAGAACAAGGAACAAGGUUUAAGGACCUUAAUACUGAUCUUUUACAAUCUGUGCAAUUAUUAUCCCAAGACUACCCUGAAUUGGUAAAUAUAACUGAGGAUGGUACUACUACUAUUACUCAACACUCUCAGGAUAAAAUCAUCGAUUUUGAAUGUCUGGAGGAAAAAAUUGUUCAGUUUAACAAGAUCAUCAUGUCUUUGAGAAUGAUCUAUUUAGAACAAGAAUCCCUAGAUAAUUUCUUAAGGUAUACCAUAUCUUCGAAUACUCGAGAUCUUCCCAUCGAGUCUAUUGAUGACCCUAAAAUAUUGACGCUGGAAUCUGAAGUGAAUACUUUAGAAAACGAUGCCAUCUCUGAACGACAACGAGAAUUAAGUGAUAUUAAGUCUCGAAUCUCAAAGAAAAGCAUUUAUUUGUUCAAUGAUGAUUGUAUGAUAAAAGAGUUAUGCAUAGAGACUAGUGAACAGUUAGAAGAAUGCCAGGAUUUACUGGAACAAAUCGAUCGAGAACAAAUUACAAUGAAAAAAAAUGAAGUUCGUAAAAGCCAGGAUAAGAUUUCCAAGAUUACAAACACUUACAAAAAAUGGCAAACGAUCAACAGACAGAUGAAACUUCAGGAACAAUUAUCAAGACAAGUCGAGGAUGCAAUAAUGCUGAAGACCUUAAAUCCUUCUUCCACUAACGAUAACAAUAAAGUUGAAUCUGAUGUUAUCAUUAAAUACAAAACCAUUUCCAAAUUAACAAAUCUUCUAGAGAAAUAUUUCUUACCUAAUUUUGAUAAUAUUGACAAUUUAAAAAUUUCACCAUUAGACCAUACAAUAACGUUCACAGUGAAGGAUAAAACUGAUAAAGAAUACAAGGUGAAAAUAACAUUAGAUGAACAGACACAUUCUUUGAAGGAUAUUGACGUCAGCGAUAAUAACACAAUGGCAAAACAAAUCAUGAAGCUAUAUUAUGGAGAAUGCAAUAUAUACAAAGUUAUUUACUAUAUAUCUAUUAAGAUGUAA